This is a messenger RNA of Solenopsis invicta (red fire ant), 3972 nucleotides long. Its product is annotated as longitudinals lacking protein, isoforms A/B/D/L. The coding region runs from base 198 to 1535 and encodes 445 amino acids. The record is from RefSeq and is a predicted model, not a curated record. Lineage: Eukaryota; Metazoa; Arthropoda; Insecta; Hymenoptera; Formicidae. Gene Ontology annotation, cellular component: nucleus. Gene Ontology annotation, molecular function: protein binding; DNA binding. The transcript is spliced from 7 exons. Gene Ontology annotation, biological process: regulation of transcription by RNA polymerase II.
CUUCGGGUCGGCGUCGGCUUCUCGCAGAAACUGAUCGAUCGUAAGCGCGUACCGCGGCACGGCCAUUGUGUAAAAAGGACCCAUGACGCUCGGAUAGUGCACGCUGAGGAGUGGACGCGUAGUUCUCCCCUUCGUCCUCUUGUGAUAUUUAGACUGUGCCAAUACAUAGAAACGAGGAAACGAAGCCAGAAUUAACCAUGGAGGAUGACCAGCAGUUCUGUCUCAGGUGGAACAACCACCAAAGUACGCUCAUACAAAACUUCGACACACUCCUCGAAAGCGGGACGCUGGUCGACUGUACCCUGGCGGCGGAGGGGAAGACUCUCAAGGCCCACAAAGUAGUCCUCUCCGCUUGCAGCCCAUAUUUUGAGUGCCUCCUCAGCGAACACUACGACAAGCAUCCAGUCUUCAUACUCAAAGAUGUUAAAUUCAAAGAACUUAAGGCAAUGAUGGAUUAUAUGUACAGAGGGGAAGUAAAUAUUUCCCAAGACCAAUUGGCAGCACUCCUCAAAGCCGCUGAGUCUCUGCAAAUUAAGGGCCUUUCGGAAAGUAAAACUGCUGGCAGUAGUAAGACGGAGUCCAGGCCACAGAAAACCGUCUCACAACCAACAGCACCAUCGUUAGACAUUCCACACGCGUCUUCCGGUCUGACGAUAGAAAAGAACAAAGUUCCUAGGCAGAGUUUGGCGCCAAGUUCCGUAGGGGAUAUACCAGAGGAUUCGGCUAGUCCUCAGGUGUCAAAGGGUCUCUCCUCAAGGGAAGGUUCGCAAAGUCCAACAUCAAGAAAAAGAAAAAGGCCUCGAAGAAGAAGUUUAACGGAAGAGACGAUAGAAAACCAGGAUGCAUCGAAUUCCAGCGAUAUGCCUCAGCAAAUGGGUGUACCGGCGCUUGGUAUCGCGCCAGUGGCAGACGAGAAAGUACACGCAGAUCCCACAGAUUCUCUCGGCAGGUCAGCUUUAAUGACGCAGUUGACGAAACCUGCCGACGAGAUGUUACAGCUGCCACUCGAAAAACCCGAGCCAAACGAUAAUCUCAUCGAGCCAAAGUCUGAAUACCUAGAUGAUGCUGAGGAGGGCGUCGAAGAUCUGACGCUGGAUGAAGAUAUGAACGAUCUUAAUGAUAUGGAACAGGACAACAAUCGGGCUGGACCGUCCCAUGACCCCGCCCAACACCCCGCAGGUCUUGGCUCAUGGCACGUUACCGGUGAUCGAAGUAAUGCGGGGGGUGUUGUGGGCUCUGUAGUGGCAGGAGCUCCCGGGACGACAGAUGAGGUUUUUCUACAAGCUCAGGAGGCCGCACAGGCUCAUCGGGACUCACAAGAUGCGCCCCUCUUUCCGAUCGUGAGGCCGCGGCUGCACGUGUGCCCCCGCUGCGGUCAGAUGUACUCGUGGGCGUCGAACCUGCGGAAACAUCUGAAGAUGGGCUGCGGCAUGGUCACCUUCGAGACGCACUUCUCCUGCCAGUACUGCCCUUACAGAUCGAGGAUCGAGGCGAGCUUUCUCAAGCACCUGCUCUCGGUGCACAACAUCAAGUAGAGCGAUGACACCCCCCGUAUAUCUCGCCGACCGACGUCUUCGAUUCUUCCGUAAUCGCGACGUCUCCGCGUGGGAUUCGUCCGAGGCUCUUCUCGCGAUCGAAAUCGACGAGGAAGCCAAUAUCUUCGACGAUUCUUUCGCAGAAAGAAGAGCUUUGCCACGAUCUCCUUGAGAUAAUAACCUUUUAGUCGAAUAAUAUCGGAUAAUCAACGCCCUGCGGAACUGUCCUCCCGUAGCUUCCCACGCUAUGUUCUUAUCUGAUAGGAUGCUCGCGUAUUCGAACGAAAAUUGGUGCGUUGCUUUUCGAGGACGAGGAGCUAAAAACGUCAGUUCGCGUGAUGUGGCCGAAGCAGCGAGUGUGCACCGCGUUUAUGUCCGAUUGCUUUGAAGCUUAUCGGAGCGUCGACUCGAAAACGUAAGACGUCGUAUGUAGUUGUAAUAUGACACGUCAUAUCAAUGAUCUUACAUGGUCUAACAAUUAGUGUCGUACUAUAGACUCUGUGUGAUGUCGUCAUUGACGUUCGAAAUACCGCGAGAGCGAUCUUCGACUGUUUUAGCUUACAUAUAAGUUGUGCUUGCGACGUUCGUCGACUCUCGGGAGAGGGGAUAGGGGGAGAUUUAUUUUAUUUCAGAUAUUAUCUUAGGCCCCAACGUGUGGAAGUGUUAGGGCUUAGCUUCUUUCAUUUGCAGAAAUCGUUCGUCAACGUGAGGAAAGUCACUUUGUAGACGUAAUUACGAUUAAUUGAGUGAACAAAAUCUAGUCUAAAGGCUGUUUUUUUUUCCGUAAGAUUUCAGACGAAUUAGCUCCGAGCUACAGUUCGGAGAUAAAUAUGGAUAUUGCUUUUAUGUGAUUUAAUACAGAGUGGUAGUUCUCUUUAGGUAUUUUGCUUAAUAUUAAGUAAAAUGUGCAAUUAUAAUUACACGCUAAUUGCAGUCUGAUUUUAAUUGACGAAGGUAUACUCGCAUCAAGAGUGAUCAAAAUUUUGUCGAACAACUCCGUUCAUUCGAAUUAAUCGAUUGUAUCUCAGCUUUUGGAAAUCCAAUAAUCUCCAGUUUUAACGAAAGAUUUUCGUUACUUUUACAGAUAGGAAUCUUUCAUAUUCCGAAGACUUUUCUACCUAUGCGCAUUUCUGUCGAAGGGAAACGCCUUCCGUUCACUAUUGGUGCGAUUGAUAUAUCCGAAAUUGUUACUUACAAUUUGUAAUUUCGAUAUCACUGCGUAUGUAUGCGCGCGCGCGCGCGCGCGUGUGUGUGUGUGUGUGUGUGUGUGUGUAUGUGUGCAAGAUGUGGCAGAAAAGUCUGAUUACUACCUAACGAGACACUAAUGGUCACGUAACUCUUAAGUAUAGCCGCCGGAAGAUGUCGGAGGACGGCGAAUCAUCGAAGACUACGUAAUGAUCUUAAAAGUCAAACCUAUAGGAUAAGCGAUAAACUUAAGAAGACGUUGAUGGAGUCAUUUUUUAACGCGAUUAGUAAUACACCCUUGUACCGUCGAUUAUCGUGCAUUAUAGAGACUGCUCGAGUAUAGUGCAAUUUAAUUGUAAAUUACGCUAGCUCCAACUACACUUAGCCAUGUGGCGUAGCGGCGAUUUUAGACGACAGUUAAUUACAUUUAUCGACGUACCGGCAAUUAAGCGUAUGCCGCAGCAGCCAGUAAUUUUAUUUACGACAAUGUAACCGUGAUUAGGGAUAAGCAUGCAUCCGCGGCCUCUUUUACAGUAUACAGUUUACAGAUUUCGAUUAACGUGAACGUUGAUUUUUCUUUUUAGGGCUUUAUAAACGCACGGCCGUCCCUGGUUUUCGUUUACAGACAUGUUUUUACAUCGUGCAACAAUGAAAACGAGAAUGAAAGAUAUUAUGUAGAUCGUAGGUGAAUUAUUAUCAGAACGCUGUAUCGUCCCAUUAAUCACUUAAAUGCAUUAGUCAUUUAUCCAAAUUCGAAACGCUAACUUCGACAUUUCAUAACAUAGGAACGAAAUAAUAUUCCGACGUAAAAAAAUGUCUGAGCCGAUUAAAUGUAAUGAAGCCUACACGGAAGCCUCGUAAACAGAAAAAGGUACAGGUUUACGAAUUUAGGGGAAGUUGCAGGAGAGUUGCAUAUCGUGAAAAAUGAAUGCUAACAAAAUUGGGAUAUCCACCUAAUCGCCCUAGUUAGGGAACUCGUAUAGAUGCUCGUUAAAACAAAUUUAUUAUUACCGCGAAAUUUCUUACUGCGUACGUGAAUGAUUCGGCAGAUAUAUCGACGUUAUAGAGACGAUAACGAUGUGAACCACCUGUCUACGAGACGCACCGCUAAUGUACUUUAUCCAGUCGAUAGAUCAGUAGAUCGAUAGAUCGGUGAAGCCACAUCGGCUGCGCUACGCAGCAAUUAAGUGUUUGUGUAACGAUGUUUCGCAUCCGUUUGCUUUCUAAAUAAAUACCUGUGUACAUAUUCGCA